Molecule: messenger RNA, 281 nt
Organism: Racocetra persica
Lineage: Eukaryota; Fungi; Glomeromycota; Glomeromycetes; Diversisporales; Gigasporaceae
Source: the annotation of a GenBank genome assembly
AUGGCAGCAAUGACAGAGACAAAAAUUAUAAUGAAAAUGGUAGCGAAAGUAGUAGCGAAGAUAGCAAACAUUGCAAAAAUAGCGAAGAUGACAAAGAUAGUGAAAAUAGCAAAGACAGCAACAAUGGCGAAGAUAGCAAAAAUGGCAAAGAUAGUACCAAUGAAAGCACCAAUAUAGGCACCAAUGAAGGCACCAAUGAAGAUACUAAUGAAAUCUUUAUAAGGCUAGAAAUGCAAAAGUUGGCUAAAAUACUUCACAGUGCUGAAAAAGCUUUAAAUUGA